Messenger RNA from Bufo bufo (common toad), 2173 nucleotides. RefSeq names its product bone morphogenetic protein 5 (gene BMP5). Lineage: Eukaryota; Metazoa; Chordata; Amphibia; Anura; Bufonidae. The record is from RefSeq and is a predicted model, not a curated record. Gene Ontology annotation, biological process: SMAD protein signal transduction. Gene Ontology annotation, molecular function: growth factor activity; cytokine activity. Gene Ontology annotation, cellular component: extracellular region.
UAUGUGAGCACUACAUGAAGGUGGAAAUAACAGCAGCAGGGCUGUACAUGGACUUCUGCAGAAUAACAGGGAGCUCCUGAGGAAGGAUGAGGAGACACUAAGGUUAUCAGGACGUCCGAGCACUAUGGGAGCCUGCAGUUGAAGGUGUUAGAGAAAUUGAGUAAAGAACUUGAUGAAAAUUCAAGCAACUACUGAGCCCUGUAUUAGCUAACAUGGAAAAACUUAGUCCUGUCUAUAGUAGAGACGAGUUCUACCUUCAACAGCUCCUAUCUACAGCACAGUGACAAAGCACCGCUCCUAGUGGACUUGGCUGGUGGUGACAUCUCAAGAACUGAACUUCAGAGAUGUCCGAUGGACAAGUGACAUUGACAUAAGCAGAGUGUCGUCUCCUUCACUGUUGGGAAGUCUACUCAGCUUCAGAGAUUGUCGGGAAAGGAGCAACUCCUGAGAUAUGGAAGUCCUUGGGGUGAUAUUAGCCAUAUUUUGUAGCUGCUGCUACCUUGUCCAAGGUUUGGGGGAAAAUCAUGUGCAUUCCAGCUUUAUCUACAGGAGACUGAGAAACCAUGAGAGGAAAGAGAUUCAAAGAGAAAUCCUCUCCAUUCUGGGCUUACCUCAUAGACCAAGGCCAUUUUCACCUGGAAAACAGGCGUCUUCUGCACCACUCUUCAUGUUGGACCUUUAUAAUGUUAUGGCGAAUGAAGAAGAACAUGGAAUGUUGGGGUACACCCUGAGUGGGUCUAUGAUAGAGAACAGAGGGCUAAGGAGGGGAUACCCAGCAGUGGCCAACGGUUACUCCAGGAAAGCCCAAGCCUAUCGCACAGCCCCCCUGACCACACAGAGCCCCCCACUAGCCAGCCUGCAUGAUACCAACUUUCUCAAUGACGCUGAUAUGGUCAUGAGCUUCGUCAAUCUAGUUGAAAGAGACAAGGACUUUUCACACCAACGGAGGCACUACAAAGAAUGAUUUGACCUCACUCAAAUCCCACGUGGUGAAGCUGUCACAGCUUCAGAGUUUCGGAUCUACAAGGAUCGAAGCAACAACCGUUUUGGCAAUGAAACCCUAAAGAUUAGCAUUUAUCAGAUCACUAAGGACUAUUCAAAUAGGGAUGCAGACCUGUUUUUACUAGACACUCAAAGAGUUCCCGCAUAUGAAGUUGGCUGGCUAGUGUUUGAUAUUACAGUAACCAGUAACCACUGGGUGAUAAAUCCACAGAACAAUCUGGGUUUACAGCUAUGUGUUGAAACAUCUGAUGGAAGAAGUGUCAAUAUUAAGUCAGUGGGCCUUGUUGGCAGACAUGGCCCUCAGUCAAAGCAACCUUUUCUAGUUGCUUUUUUCAAAGCAAGUGAAGUUCUGCUCCGAUCAGUCAGAGCAGCAAAUACUAAAAGGAAGAAACAAGACAAGAACAAGUCUACAGCUCAACAUGAUGCAUCAAAGAUGCCCACCAAUGCAGAUUACAAUACAAGUGAACAGAAGCAGGCUUGCAAAAAACAUGAGCUCUAUGUCAGCUUCCGUGACUUGGGCUGGCAGGAUUGGAUUAUUGCUCCAGAAGGCUAUGCAGCUUUCUAUUGUGAUGGGGAAUGUUCUUUUCCACUUAAUGCUCAUAUGAAUGCCACAAAUCAUGCAAUUGUGCAAACUUUGGUCCACCUCAUGUUUCCUGAACAUGUCCCCAAGCCAUGCUGUGCACCAACAAAGCUUAAUGCCAUCUCUGUUUUGUACUUUGAUGAUAGCUCCAACGUUAUUUUAAAGAAAUAUAGAAAUAUGGUUGUAAGGUCAUGUGGAUGUCAUUAAAGACAACAUCUUCAAAGCAGAAAACUAGGGAGAGCUAGAGAUCAAACACAUUGCAUCAUCAUCGUGAUACACAUGUACAGUUUUAUGUAUAUAUUAGAAUUUUGUAAUUUAUUUUGAUAUAAAAUUGCAUUAAUUAAAUGUGACAGAAUCUAUAAGAAGCACCAACAUUUUAUUUAAAUGAGUUAGGAUAAAAUAACAUUUUCUUGCCAGAAACAAGCAUUUGUAUUUUCUGGAGGCAUAGACAUUGUUACUAUUUAAUGAUGACACAGUAAGUAAUACUUUAUACCCAUACAGUUGUUAUGUAGUAUUUAUUUAGAAAUUAACCUUAAAACACAAUAAUUAGUCAUAUCUAGUCAAUUUAAUGCAUUAAAAUAUUUUAGAAAA